AUGCGGGGUCUCCUCCUUUGUUGCCUUUUGGCGCUGGCCACUUGUCAAAACCUACGUUAUGAUCUCACCCUGAAUCCAAAGAAAACCUAUGAAUACAGAUAUGAAGGAGUGGUGAACUUCAAAGUCAACAGGGCAAACUUUGCAGAGUCUGGUGUGAAAAUAACAUGCAAGGCCAGGAUCACCGGAGUGUCCGGUCAAACCUUCCUGCUGCAGCUCUCUGAUCUGGGUUUUGCUGAGUAUAAUGGCUUCCCAGAGAAAAACGAUUAUGAGCCUUCACCAAAGCUGGUCAAACGUAUCGCUGCUCAGCUUGUCAAACCUUUCAAGUUUGAGUACACCAACGGACACGUUAGCGACAUCCUCGCCUCUGCCGAGAUCUCCAACACCGUUGUCAACAUCGUGAGGGGAAUACUUGAAUUCUUCCAGGUCACUGUGAAGACAACACAUACCAUCUAUGAACUGGAAGAGUUUGGACUCCAUGGCAAGUGUCAGAGCAAUUACGCAAUUGAAGAAGACACAAAAACAAAUGACUGGACCGUCACUCAGGUUGUGGACGUCACUAACUGCAGGGAGAAAGCAGAGAUGUUCAGAGGAAUGGCACAUGCUAUGGAUGACAAGUUAUCCGAAGAGAGAGGAGUGUCUGUCUUUUCCACAGUGAGGUAUGUUUACACUGUCAAACCAUCGGCGGAGGGGGGUCUCAUUACAAGAGCUCACGGCCUGGAGCAACAGCACUUCAGUCCCUUCAACGUGAAGGGUGGAACGUUUAAGAUGCAAGCCAUGAAGGAACUGACGCUACUGAGUGUGAGCGACACCGUUUCAACCAUCACACCCGGACCAAUGGAAAGCAAGGGCGACAUUGUUUACAAGUUUGAAGAUGUAGACGUACAUAUGCCAAUUGUGAUGCAGAACUUGGACAACCCCAUACCAAAGGCUGUUGAACUAAUCAAGCAUCUGGCUGAGGCCAACAUGCACAUGAUUGACAAUGCAAGCACCGACGAUAUUAUAAAGGUGUACCAGCUGAUGAAAGUGAUUCCAACUGAAGGACUGGAAAGUAUGUGGAAGCAAUUUGCAGACAGUCCUGAGUACAGACGAUGGUUCUUGGACCUGUCUGUUGAAACUGGUGAUGCCAAAAUCCUGAAGUUCUUGGAAAAGCGGUUUCAGGCGAGAGAUUUGACUCUAACUGAAGCUUGGCAAACCUUUUUGUUGGCCCUUCAGCAUCUGCAGACGACUCCUGAGUUGGUCGAGAUGGCAAAAAUUUUCCUGAGGAUGCCAUACAGUAAAUCGUAUACCUAUCUGUGGCACACUGUGGUUCUUUCCUAUGGCUCUCUGGUGUACAGACACUGCGAAUACCAUACACCAUGUCCAAUGACGGCUGUUCAGCCACUGUUGGACAUGGCUACAGAUGCUUUGAGGAGAAACGACAGAGAAGAAAUGGUCCUGGCUCUAAAAGCUCUGGGGAACGCAGGUCACCCUGGCAGCAUUAAAACUAUCAUGCGUUUCCUUCCUGGAGUGGCUGCCACCCCUGUGGAUCUGCCUGCUUUUGUCCAGAGUGCGGCCGUGCAGGCAAUGAGACUCAUCACUGUCAGAGACCCUCACAGUGUUCAAGACAUCACCAUGAACCUGUUCCUGCAGAAGCACCUUCAAUCUGAGAUCCGCAUGUUGGCCUUGAUGGUUCUGUUCGACACCAAGCCAUCAAUGGCUCUCGUUUCCACGGUGACAACACAUUUAAUGGAAGAGAAAGACCUCGAUGUUGGCAGCUUUGCAUACUCCUACCUGAGAGGUUUUGCCAGAUCCUGGACUCCAGACAAUCAUUUCAUCUCUAUUGCCUCAAGUGUAGCUGUGAAAAUCCUCGCCCCUAAAUUUGGUCGUCUCAGUUAUUUCUACAGCAAAGCAAGGCGUGUAGACUGGUUUGAUGAUGAUUUCCUAACUGGCCUGACAUCAGAGUUCUUCAUGCUGAAACGUGCAAACAAUAUAAUUCCCAGUAAAAUCAUGUCAAAAGGCAAAUUUCACAUGAUUGGUAGAAUAAUCCAGCUGAUGGAGUUCGGUAUAUGUGCAGAUGGAAUUAAGGAGCUGUUUGGAACAAGCAUUCCUGGCUUUAAAGGCAAUUAUACCUUCCAGGAUCUUCAGACUAUUUUCAAAGUUCUUCAGACCUGGGAGAAAAUGCCAGACGAUAAGCCAGUUCUUUCAGCUUAUUCCCGAGCCUCGGGCCAGGAGUGGUUCUUCGCUGAUAUCAGCAAGGAGACUAUCCGCAACAUCAUUACGGUGCUGAAUCUUUCUGCAGAGAAAACAAGUCUUCUGUGGGCUGCCAUUGAGCAUUUGCAAAAAGGAACUUCAUGGAACUACAGACGGCCGUUCUUGAUAUUAGAGGCCCGUUACUUCCAAGCCACAACCCUGGGUCUCCCUGUGGAAAUCAGCAAAUAUUAUAAUACUCUUUCUGCAGUCACUGUUAACUCUAAAGCUUCCAUAAACCCACCACUAACAGACCACCUUGGGCAGCUCCUAAACUCUGAGGUUUCACUGGAAACAGAUGGUUUUGCCGGUUUCUCCAAGGAUUUCUGGGUUUUCUACGGGAUCAGCACAGAUCUGUUCCAGUGUGGCUUUGAGUCAAAGAACAAGAUGCCCGUUGUUGUUCCAUGGAAGUUCACAGCUAAGAUAAACGUUGCUGAAAAGAAAUUUGAGCUCGACUUCCCUCCUUGCAAAGAAGAAAUUGAACUGUUUUCAUUGAGAUAUGACGUGUAUGCAGUCUUCAGAAACAUUGAGGAGCCAACUUCACCCAGAAAGACUUCAUUAAUGCUCAUCUCUGAUGAAGCCACGGAAGAGAUGACUGAAGUCCUGAACCGAAACACCUGGUAUCCAUUUCACAAUAUGAGUACUGAGGGUGACGUCUACGGGGUGGGAUUGUGUGCAGAGUACAGCUUAAAGAGACAGUACUACAGGGAGGAUUACCCCCUCUACUACUUCCUGGGAUACGCCAACAUGUCACUCAAAAUUGUUCCAGUCGAGACAGUCAAACCUGUUGACAAGAUCCACUUUGAGCUCGAUGCCGGUCCCAGCAGGCAUCCAAUGAGCACUCGCCAGCUGCUUAAAACUCUGAGGAAGCUUUCCAAGGAAGCUUCAAACAGAAUCAAUCUCUCUUCUGAUUCAGCCUCAAGGCAGAGAGAAUCUUAUCGCAGAAACUAUGACGUCAUGAUGGAAAGUGCAACACCUGAAGCUGUCUUCAAUCUCAAGGCCUUCGCCAUGAGAGAGAACGAGAAGCCUGAGGGUUAUGAUGUAGCCAUGUACUAUACACCUGAGGCACAUGCUCAGAAUGUCCAAGUAAUUAUGUCUCAAGUUGGAGACGACACCAACUGGAAGAUGUGCCUUGACACUAGCAUCGAAGCCGACGCUGAGGCAAAGGCGCACAUUAGAUGGGGAGCUGAGUGUCAGUCUUAUGACAUGUCAGUGAAAGCUGAUGUGGGACAACUCAACGAUUCUAAGCCAGCACUCAGAGCCAAAGCCCAUUGGACCAUGAUCCCAGAAUACAUGACAAAGAUGGGCAAACGAAUUGAACGCUACAUCCCUGGCAUGGCUUUCCUUUAUGGGUUCUACCAGGAACAUGAAGAAAAUGACAAGCAAGAGGUGUCCGCAUCCGUUGUUGCUGCCUCACCAAACACCAUCCAUGUGAAAGUUAAAUUCCCAGAGUAUACAGUGUUCUACAACAACAUGUCAUUUCCAAUACCGUAUGAGGGCUGGGAGCAUCUGAGAAACAUGACAAACCCAACAAUGAACUGA
Molecule: messenger RNA, 3768 nt
Organism: Nematolebias whitei (Rio pearlfish)
Lineage: Eukaryota; Metazoa; Chordata; Actinopteri; Cyprinodontiformes; Rivulidae
Gene: vtg3
Product: vitellogenin 3, phosvitinless
Exons: 27
Coding region: 1-3768 (1255 amino acids)
Biological process (GO): lipid transport
Molecular function (GO): lipid carrier activity
Source: RefSeq, a predicted model, not a curated record